CCUAUUAACGACAGAAAAAAUCACUGUUGAGUUUGCUCUUUUCAGAUUCUUUUCUGAUCACCUCAUAACCACCCUCUUAUAUUACCCUCGAUGUUUGUGUUUAUUUUAAAAAUGAAGAUAUGUGCUGAUAAAAUAUUCUAGGAUAGGCCUAUCACUGUUUUUCCUUCCUUUUCCUUUCUCUUAAGUUUCGGUUUCAUUUCUGUCUAAGCAGACGUCGUUCUCUGUGCCUGUAAGGAGCUAGCUCCUGCAUUCACAGCUGUUGAGGUUGUCCUACGGGUAACUCGUUUCAGAAUGACCACAGUUAUCUCUAAAUUUAUCAUCAAGACUCUGUGUGACAAUCAGGGAUGUUUGGACUUCAGGCGCCUGGAUGAGAGCAUCACACAGAGGUUCACUGUGGCGGAAUCAGUCCUGCAAAAUGUCCUCUUCGACAGCGAUAAAAUAGCCAUUCAAGAGGGCAGACAGAAGACUGUCGGUCGUAAAGCCCUGAGCCCGGAUAGUCUAAUAGUGGCUAAAACCAGUCUGCGGCUCUGUCAGAAAAAACCUGGAGAGUGUCCACAGUGCCAUGAGUUACACCUGUGCAGGUAUUUCGUGUGCGGGCACUGCACGUUCGGACACAAAUGUAAAAAUCCCCAUAGUCUGACUUUUACACACAAUGCAGAGCUUUUGAGGAGACAUGGUCUUCAAGAUUUGACAGAGAAGCAGUUGUUCCAGCUCUUACUGCAGAAUGAUCCUUAUCUGCUUCCUGAGAUUUGCCCACAUUACAACAAGGGCAAUGGUUUGCAUGGUUCCUGCAAGUUCACUACCUCCUGCACCAAACUUCACGUCUGCCAGCAUUACCUCCAGGGCGACUGUAAGUUUGGCUCUUCCUGUAAGAGAACCCACCAUUUCAAUGCCCAUGGAAUGAAGAUCUUCCGAGGAUUCAGUCAGGAGAAUAUUGAAAAUCUUCGUGAGAUCUACAGAAAUAAAUUCAUCAUUGUGGAACAGCAGGAGAGAGGAGCCACUGCUGGUCCUGUGCUGCCAGAGGCGAGAAUCCCCUCUCAGCAGUCUUCCCACAGCAGACCUGCAUGCCUCACGAGUUCUUCUCCAUCGAAAGCCAUGAGUGAUGCUGACAGGAAUGAAAUCUGCCUCUUCUUUAUUCGCAGACACUGCAGCUUCAAAGAGAAGUGUGCCCGUGUCCAUUGGCACCUGCCUUACAGAUGGCAGGUGUUAGACAGCGAUGGUUUGACCUGGAAGGACCUGCCUAACAUGGAGGACAUUGAAAAGGCCUACUGUGAUCCAGAACAUGACAAAGACUGCAUGGAACAACCACUGACCACAAUAGGGAUUUUCAGAUUUCUGUCUAUUCAAAGCUCUUCACCCUCCCUUGAGCAGUCAGUUGACUUUAUGGCGAUGACAUGUAGAGGUUCUCCAGUUCGUCGUCUGUCCACUGCCUCGUCUGUCUCGAAGCCCCCCCACUUCAUUCUUACAACAGAGUGGCUUUGGUACUGGAAGGAUGACAGUGGGAAAUGGCUGGAGUUUGGAAAGAGCGAUGGUGACACACCAGCCUCUAUUACAUCUCAAACUCUGGAGAACGUCUACCUGGCAGACAGAGAUACAGAGAUUCCUUUUGGUGCUGGCAAACAGCAGUAUAUUCUCUACUUCAAAGGUGCACCAGGAACCCAUCAGAUGUAUCAGCAGAACGUAAGGUACAAAACCAAGAGAGAGGUCAGAAGGAGGCCUCGCUUUGUGUCUGCUCAUGACGUGGAGGUGAAGCUGAAGAGUGCAUCACCUCACAGCUCCAGCUCCUCCACCGAUGAAAGUUUCCCAUCCUACUGGGACAAAAAGGCCCUACCAGAUGUUGGAUACAAGCUCAUUACUCUCUCCAAAUCUGCAAAGGAGUUUGAAAGGAUUGAGAUGUUGUUUAAGCGCACCAUGACCCAGAGUAGUAUUAACAGCAUCCAGAGGAUCCAGAAUCCCUCUCUGUGGACAGUCUUUCAGUGGCAGAAAGGGCAGAUGAAGAAGAGGAAUGGAGGGAGUGCUGUGAAUGAGCAGUACUUGUUCCACGGGACAGAUGAGUCCCUGGUUGAGGCCAUCUGUGACCAGAACUUUGACUGGAGGGUAUGUGGCGUCCACGGCACAGCCUAUGGCAAAGGAAGCUACUUUGCCAGAGAUGCAUCCUACUCAGACAGAUAUUCCAGCGUCAGAACAAGCCUGAAGAAGACCAUGUUUGUUGCUCUGGUCCUGGUGGGGGAGUACACCAGGGGAAGCAGCAGCUACGUCCGUCCCCCGCCAAAAGAAGACGGCAAAACCUUCUACGACAGUUGCGUUGACCACAAGAGCAACCCUGGCAUCUAUGUUGUCUUUGAAAAACAACAGAUUUAUCCAGAAUAUCUUAUCAACUACUCAUAAGUCACAAUUCUGUCGUUUCCAUUUUGAAAGAUUUUGCUCAGGGGAAAAAUUCUACGCGGGUGCUCUUUAUUUUUCCUCCUUACUACAAGUGGCAGUGACUUUGUCAAAGGUUUGUGGAGUUUUACAUUGGUGGAAGGAGUGUUCAGAUACUUGAGUAAAAGUAGUAAGAAAUAAGAAAGGAUUAUCUUAUCUUAAUGCCUCAAUGUAAAAAUACAACUGAACGUCCUGGCACUAGUACUAUCAUAAGUAAAAACUACUCAUUAUAGGGCAGAAUGGCAUGAAUGAAUGAUUAUGGCAGAUGUGGUGUGGAUUUGAACGUUUCUAUAUAGUGUUACAUUAGAUUUAAUGAAAUGACAUUUCACAAAUUUUGUCGCCAUUGUCUGUUUUAAUGGUUAUUUCGUUCUGAUAGGAAUGUCUGUCAGUGGUUAUUAUUAUGUAUUAUUAUUAAUGAAAGGAAGGAUAUUGAGGAUGACAAACAGAUUACAAAUGAUCAUGUCGUAGUUUUCUUGCACUUUCUAACAACUGAUACAAGCUUCAUUGUUGUCAAUAAAGUUGAGAAAAAUACUUCUGGUAUGGCAUCUCCAAGGCAACCGCGUUUUUGUUGACAGUAAGUUGCUAGGAAACGUCGCGUAAAGAUUUUUCUUCUAGUAACCGCCAAGUUGCUUUUCACUCACACUGUAUGUUAGAAGAGUUAUUUUUCUGUAAAGUAAUGUAAUUGCAAUAUACGCGAUGUCAGUGGCUGUCUGACAUUGAUCAACAUCGUAAUAAUAAAUCGUUUUACAAAUUAAGAGCAGUGCUGGAGCAGCAACGUCAACUGAGGAGUCUUAAAAGAAAAAGAACGUUUGCGCCACAGAAACAAGACCGUCGUGAUUCUUAAAGGGGUUUGAUGGCGACUGAGAUUCGAUUCGCUUUAAGUAAUACAUCUGGAUUUAACCUGCAAAAUUCAUUCAGAAAUACCACGACGCCUGUCCUGUGCUGAAGGCGGACAUCGUACCUCUAUGUACUGUACUCGAGCUAACUAAAAAACGAGUUGAUGUUUUAAUGGUAUGACUACCGACUGGCAAAAAGAAGACUUUCUCUGUCAUUUUCCUUGUGACAGAAAGGCAGCCGAAGAUGCCUAUGAGAAAUUCCAACAUCAGCACCUCACAC
Messenger RNA from Scatophagus argus, 3537 nucleotides. RefSeq names its product protein mono-ADP-ribosyltransferase PARP12-like. The transcript has 11 exons. Bases 292 to 2388 code for a protein of 698 amino acids. NCBI's taxonomy places the organism in Eukaryota, Metazoa, Chordata, Actinopteri, Scatophagidae. Gene Ontology annotation, molecular function: NAD+ poly-ADP-ribosyltransferase activity; metal ion binding. The record is from RefSeq and is a predicted model, not a curated record.